Molecule: messenger RNA, 861 nt
Organism: Chrysoperla carnea
Lineage: Eukaryota; Metazoa; Arthropoda; Insecta; Neuroptera; Chrysopidae
Gene: Ran
Product: GTP-binding nuclear protein Ran
Exons: 3
Coding region: 157-804 (215 amino acids)
Biological process (GO): ribosomal subunit export from nucleus; protein import into nucleus
Cellular component (GO): cytoplasm; nucleus
Molecular function (GO): GTPase activity; GTP binding
Source: RefSeq, a predicted model, not a curated record
UUUUCUUUAGUCAAUUAAAUCAUAAUAUUAUACAAUAUUGAAAUUUUAUACUUUUAACGAAUCGUGUACCGGCUUCUAUAUUCAGCUUGUUUAGAGAACGCCAUUGUGAACCAUAUCGACUUUCUUAACAGUAGUGAAAUAACAUAACACGAAAAAAUGGCACAAGAAGCUGAUAUGCCAACAUUCAAAUGUGUCCUAGUUGGGGAUGGUGGUACAGGAAAAACUACAUUUGUUAAACGGCAUCUUACUGGUGAAUUUGAGAAGAAAUAUGUGGCAACGUUAGGUGUUGAAGUACAUCCAUUAGUUUUUCAUACGAAUCGUGGUCAAAUCCGAUUUAAUGUAUGGGAUACAGCUGGUCAAGAGAAAUUUGGUGGAUUACGUGAUGGUUAUUAUAUUCAAGGACAGUGUGCUAUUAUUAUGUUUGAUGUUACAUCAAGAGUUACGUAUAAAAAUGUACCCAAUUGGCAUCGGGAUUUAGUUCGAGUGUGUGAAAAUGUACCAAUUGUUUUAUGUGGAAAUAAAGUUGAUAUUAAAGAUAGAAAAGUCAAAGCCAAAACUAUUGUAUUCCACAGAAAAAAGAAUUUACAAUAUUACGAUAUCUCUGCCAAAUCAAAUUACAACUUCGAGAAACCAUUCUUAUGGUUAGCACGAAAAUUAAUUGGUGAUCCAAAUCUUGAAUUCGUUGCUAUGCCCGCUUUAGUACCACCAGAAGUACAUAUGGACCCACACUGGCAACAACAAAUCGAAAAUGAUCUUAAAGAAGCUCAAGAAACAGCUUUACCCGAAGACGAUGAAGAUCUUUAAGUUAAUUAUUUGGUAUAUUUACAUAUUUAAAAUCAAAAACAAUAAUUUGUGUUUGUU